AUGAAUAAUAAAUAUAAUGUAAUAAUUUACAAGAAAAGAAAAACACACUGUAGAUUGGAUGUUUUACUCUUCUUGUUUUAUGCUUUUUAUCUAAAUUUUAUUUUACAAAACAAAAAAUUUGAAGCACAACUUUCAGAUUAUGAAUAUAUAGAAAGAUUAAAAUUAGAAAAAAUUGAAGAAGAAAAUAUUUUUAAGUUUAAUAAUUCUAACAUAUCUUCUGACAAAUUAAUAUAUGAAGAAAAUGGAGAAGAAAUCACGGAAAAUUUGGAUGGAAUAAAGAUACAAAUGGAUAACUUAGAAAGAGAACAUGAAAAUACGAAUUAUAAAAUCGUAAAUAAUGAACAAAAUAUAUAUAUUGAUAAUAAUAAAAAUGAUAAAGAAAAAAUAUUAAAAGAUAAAGAAGAAGAAGAAACUCAAUUAAAACCUAUAAUAUUAGGAAAAUAUAAUUUGAUAUAUAUUUUUUAUAGUAUAGAAUUUUUAUGUUUACUAUUAUUUAUAUUUUUUCAUUUGAUGAUUUUUCUUUUAUCUCAAUGGAAUUUAAAUGUUUAUUUAUUUAUUGCUUUUAAGAAUUUAAAUAGUAAUGAUAAAAAUAAGUAUAUAUAUAAUUUAGAGAAAUUGUGUACUCAUGUAUAUAUUAAACCACUAAUGAAAACAGAUGAAAAGAUAGGAAUAAAUAGUAAGGAAAGAUUUAACACUGAUUAUAAUUUUUAUAAACCAAAAGCGGAAUUAGUAGAACUAAAAAAACUGAAUAAUGAUAUUUUUUUUUUUUAUAAACAAAAAAAAUAUUUAUUUGAUUAUAAAUUAGUGAAAUUUGAAUCACUUAAACAUUUUGAUAUUUUUAAUGUGUCAUUUUAUUUAAAAUGGAAAGGAUUAAUUGAAUGUGAACAAAAUUUAUAUGAUGAUUUAUAUAUAAGUAAUAUUACGGAAGAUAUAAAAAGAAGCAUAAAAAGUGAAAAUUUAAAUGAUCUAUUUAAUAAAAUAGAUAUUUUAUACUCAGAUAAAGCUAGAAGAAAAGACAUAAAAUCAAAUAAAACUAAAACGAAAUUAGUUGAUUCGGAUAAUAUUUUAAAAGAAGAAGAAAAUAAAAGAAGUAAUCUCAUAAAUGAUAAGAAUAAAAAUGAAGAAAAUAAUUCUAAUGAAGUAAAUAAAAGUAAGAAAGUACAUAUAAUGGAAAGUCAGGGAAAAAUGAAUGAAAACUUUUAUUAUAAUAAAAGUUAUUUUCAAAUACCUCAUGAUUUAUAUGUAAAUAAUAAUUUAAAUAAAUAUGGAGAAAAUAUAUAUGACAUUCCAUCUCCAUGUUUUAAAAAAUUAUUAUAUGAAGCUAUGUUAUCUCCUUUCUUUAUUUUUCAAUUUUUUAGUAUUAUACUAUGGAUGCUUGAUAGCUACUGGUAUUUCGGGAUUUUUUCAAUUUUUAUUUUAAUAGUUCUAGAAGCACAAUUAAUUAACAAAAGAAUAAGAGAAUUUAACCUUAUAAAUAGUAUGAAAGUACCUGCACAAAAUGUAUAUGUAUAUAGAAAUAUGCAAUGGAAAAUUAUAAAAUCAAAUAUGUUACUACCUGGAGAUAUAUAUAUUUUGGCGAAUGAAUUAAAUGGUAAUGAUAAUAUAUGCACAUGCGAAACAUUACUAAUUGAAGGAAUUUGUAUAACUGAUGAGUCAAUUCUUACAGGGGAAUCAAUUCCACUAAUUAAAGCAGCUAUAGAUAAAAAUACAGAAGAAAAAAAUGACAUUAAUUUUGAAAAAUCUAUUUUUUUAGAUAAAAUAGAUAUUAAAAAUAAACAUAAAAAAAAUAUUGUUUAUGCAGGGACAAAUGUAUUAUUAACAAAAAAUGAUAAAAAUGAAUUUAAUAAUAAAAAGUUACCUAUUAGCGGAUGUGUAGGAAUUGUAUUAAAAAAUGGAUUUACUACAUAUCAAGGAAAAUUAGUUAGAACAAUUAUUAAUACUUCAGAAAAAGUUAAUUCUUCUGGUAUUGAUUCAAUUGUAUUUCUUCUUAUAUUAUUAUUAUUUUCUAUAUCAUCUAGUGCAUAUGUGGUAUAUAGUGUUUUACAAUCUAAUCAUGAAAGGAAUUUAUAUAAACUAGUUUUGUCUGUUUCUCAUAUAAUUACGGCUGUCAUACCUCCUGAAUUUCCAAUAACUUUAUCAUUAGCAGUAACCAUAUCUAUUGUGUAUUUGUAUAACUUAAAAAUAUAUUGUACAGAACCAUUCAGACUCCCUUUUUCAGGGAAAUCAAAAAUAUGUGCCUUCGAUAAAACAGGAACAUUAACGGAAGAUAAUAUGAUUGUUUUAGGUUUAUUUGGAUUAGAUAAUAAUUUUACAAAAAUAAAUGAAUUAAAAGAGUCUAUUGUUAACAAACAGAGAAUUCCUUUUUUGUCCUUAUCUGUUAUAGCAGGAUGCCAUUCUAUAUGUACAGUUAAUAACAAAUUAUUAGGAGAUCCAUUAGAAAAAAAUUCUUUUUUAAAACUUAAAUGCAAUAUGAAAAGUUUAGAUAACACUUUUGUGUAUACAGAUAAUAGAAAAUCGGCUAACGAAAUAAAUAAAAAAUCAGGUAAUUCUUCUUCAAAAAACAAUUAUGUAGAAAAUUUUCAAAUUUAUAAGAGAUUUUUUUUUUCUUCCGAAUUGCAAAGAAUGACUUGUAUAACGUUUCAUGAGGGAUAUGAAAAUGACUGGUUUGGUGAAGAGUAUGAAGAAGAAUCUACCAAUAAUAAUAAAGAAAAUAAAGAUAAAACUAUUAAUGAAAACAUGGAAAUUCUAGAUAAUUUAAAAAAAAAUAAAAAUAAUAAUAACAAUCAAUUCACAAGACAAUAUUUAGUAGUAAGUAAAGGAUCACCAGAAAUUAUGAAAAAGUUUUUAAAAAAAAUUCCUGCAAAUUACGAUCAAAUUUUAGACAGCUUAUCGAUUAAAGGGUAUCGUGUUUUAUGCCUAGCUGCAAAUGUAUUAGAUAAUGGAAUAAUAUCUAAAAAUAUAAAAAGAGAAGAAAUAGAAAAAGAUUUAUACUUUUGUGGAUUUUUAGCAUUUAUAUGCCCAAUUAAAAAAUUAACACCUAACUACAUUCUUGAUAUAAAAAGAGCAGGGAUCAAAAAUAUUAUGAUUACAGGUGAUAAUGCUUUGACAGCAUGUCAAGUUUCUUUAGAUGUUAAUAUAAUUCCACCUGUAAAAAUUAAAGAUAUUUUAAUUUUAAAAUUAAAAGAGAAUUAUUUGACUGAUAAGAGAGUUCUAAAUGAAAAUUCCAAAGAUUUAAAUCAAGAUGAGAAAAAUUAUGCAAUUGAAGAAGAGAAAGGAAAUAAGAAUGAAAUAAAUAAAAAAGAGGAACAUAAAAGCAUAAAUGAAAAUACAUCAAAUCAAACUUUUACAAAUAAGGAGAAGGAAGAAGCGAUAGUGAUACUAAAUAAUAUUAGCAAAAGAAACAUAAAUUUAAAGAUUUAUGUAGAAAAAUUAAUUAGAAUAAUUGAAAACAAUAAAAAUAUAAAUAAUAUAUUGUAUUUUGUUAAUAGAGAAAAUAAAAAAGUUUUACCUUUUAUUGAUAGUGAAGAAUAUAUAAAGUUGUGUGGGAAACUUUUUUCUAUGUGUAUAACAGGGGAUAUAAUUGAAUAUUUUCUUCAAAAUAUUCAGAAGCAUUUUACAUUAUUUGAUGAACUCAUAAAAAGAGUUCACGUAUUUUGCAGAGUAUCUCCGAAAAAUAAGGAAAUUAUUAUAAAAACUUUAAAUAAGUUAGGUAAUAUAACGAUAAUGUGUGGAGAUGGUACUAAUGAUAUGGCAGCAUUAAAGGCUGCACAUGUAGGUAUUUCAUUAUUAAGUAUAAAAAUAAGUUAUAAAAAUAAUAAUUUAAGUAACAACUUAAAAAAUAAUGAAAGUUAUUUGAACAAUAAUCGAGAUUAUAAUAAUUCGCUUAAAACUUAUGAAAAUCAUUUAAAAAAUGCGUAUGAUAACUUAGAAAUAAAGAAUAGAAGUAAUGUUAUGCAUAAUAAUAUGAAUUAUAGGUAUUAUGAACAAAUGAAGUUAUAUAACGAAAGGAAAAAAAAAAUAGAAAGUAUGAUGCAGUCUAUGGAUGAUUCAUUGCCAUUAAUAAAAUUAGGAGAAGCAAGUAUAGCGUCACCUUUUACUUAUAAAGGAAAUGACAUAAAAUGUGUUAAAGAAAUUAUAUGUUGUGGUAGAUGUGCUUUAUCAAAGGUUAUAAUGAUGUAUAAAUUAAUGAUUAUAAAUUCUUUGAUUACAGCCUUUUCGGUUUCUAUUUUAACAUUAGAUGGUGUAAAAUUAAGUGAUGCACAAACAACAAUUAUUUCAUUAUUAUAUACUACAUUAAUUGUUUUAAUAUCAAAAUCUACUCCUUUAAAAACUAUAUCUAAUUAUUCUCCUCCUACUUCUUUAUUUAAUAUUAGUGUUAUAGCUUCUUUAAUUUUUCAAGUAUUUGUUCAUUUUUCUAUUUUAGUUUAUGGCUGGAAGCUAUCUUCUUCAUAUAGACAACCUGAUUAUGUGCCUGAUUUGAAAGGAGAAUUUACACCCAAUUUAGUAAAUACAUGCAUUUAUUAUCUGAUAUAUUGUAUCAAUUUAUCUAUUUUUUCAUGUAAUUAUGAAGGUUUGCCUUUUAUGACUCCUAUUCAUAAAAAUAAAGAAAUUGUUUAUAUAUUUAUUGUUAAUUUUAUCUUUUUAUUUUCUCUUGUAAUGAAUAUUUUUCCAUUUUUAAAUUAUUUUUUUUCUCUCGUUUCUUUUCCAAAUAUAAAAUUAAAAUUUCUAUUUUUAUUUUUAAUGAUCUUGGAUAUUGUUAUACCUUAUUUAAUUUCUAAUUUUAUUAGAUAUUUUAGGCUAUAUUUUUUUCAAAAAUUUAAAAUUCAUUUAUAG
Molecule: messenger RNA, 4833 nt
Organism: Plasmodium gallinaceum
Lineage: Eukaryota; Apicomplexa; Aconoidasida; Haemosporida; Plasmodiidae
Product: cation transporting ATPase, putative
Exons: 1
Coding region: 1-4833 (1610 amino acids)
Biological process (GO): intracellular calcium ion homeostasis
Cellular component (GO): endoplasmic reticulum membrane
Molecular function (GO): P-type ion transporter activity; nucleotide binding
Source: RefSeq, a predicted model, not a curated record